Sphenostylis stenocarpa is the source of this 534-nucleotide messenger RNA. Lineage: Eukaryota; Viridiplantae; Streptophyta; Magnoliopsida; Fabales; Fabaceae. The record is from the annotation of a GenBank genome assembly.
AUGGUAUUGAGUGCAACCGCGAUCGGUGCGUUGCUGGGUUUAGGAACCCAGAUGUAUUCCAAUGCUCUCCGUAAACUCCCCUACAUGCGCCAUCCGUGGGAGCAUGUGGUGGGAAUGGGUUUGGGCGCUGUGUUUGUGAACCAGCUUCUCAAAUGGGAGGCCCAGGUCGAGCAAGACCUCGACAAGAUGCUCGAAAAGGCCAAAGCUGCCAACGAAAGACGUUACAUAGUCUCCAAGUCUAGUGAAAGCGUGAAGCAGGAAAGUGCUCAAGUUCAACUCAGCAAGUAUUUUUAUCCAUCCAGGUUCAUUUCUUCGAUGAAUCGGUGCCAUUACUCUGGGCCAGUCACCAUUCCACAGCAACCAUCUGUACCAACUUACCUUGAAGAAUCAUUCAUUAUAUUACUUAGUGUUUUGGACGUUUCAUUUUUUAGUGCAUUGAUUUAUGGAUUUGUAUUCCUAGUUACUUUUCACUUUCGAGCAUUCCUUCGCAUAAUGUCACUGCAGCAAAUUCACAUGCAGAACGAAAAGUUUUAA